UGGCGGCGGCAAUGCAACCAGUGCGGUGGCGGCUGGGGCUAGGAAGGGCCGCUCAGAGCUCGGAGGACGCAGAGUGCGCCGCGCCCCGGGCACUGGCCGAGGAGCCGUCCCACCUGGAGCCGGCCUGGGGGCGAGGAGCCAGGGCUGCCCUAUCCCCGGGAUGACUGCAGCCAGCCGGGCCAACCCCUACAGCAUUGUGUCAUCAGAGGAGGACGGGCUGCACCUGGUCACCAUGUCGGGUGCCAAUGGCUUUGGUAACAGCAGGGUUCACACACGGCGCAGGGGCCGAAACCGCUUUGUUAAGAAGAAUGGCCAGUGCAACAUUGAGUUCGCCAACAUGGAUGAGAAGUCACAGCGCUACUUGGCUGACAUGUUCACCACUUGUGUGGACAUCCGCUGGCGCUACAUGCUGCUCAUCUUCUCGUUGGCCUUCCUUGCCUCCUGGCUGUUGUUUGGCAUCAUCUUCUGGGUCAUUGCUGUGGCUCAUGGUGACCUUGAGCCAGCUGAGGACCGUGGUCGCACGCCCUGCGUGUUGCAGGUGCAUGGCUUCAUGGCAGCCUUCCUCUUCUCCAUUGAAACUCAGACCACUAUUGGCUAUGGGCUGCGCUGUGUGACAGAGGAGUGCCCAGUGGCUGUUUUCAUGGUGGUGGCGCAGUCCAUCGUGGGCUGCAUCAUCGAUUCCUUCAUGAUUGGCGCCAUCAUGGCCAAGAUGGCCCGGCCCAAGAAGCGGGCACAAACACUGCUGUUCAGCCACAAUGCUGUUGUGGCACUGCGUGACGGCAAGCUUUGCCUCAUGUGGCGUGUGGGCAACCUGCGUAAGAGCCACAUUGUGGAGGCCCAUGUGAGGGCUCAGCUCAUCAAGCCGAGGGUCACAGAGGAGGGCGAGUAUAUCCCGCUGGACCAGAUUGACAUUGAUGUGGGCUUCGACAAGGGCCUUGAUCGCAUCUUCCUGGUGUCGCCCAUCACCAUCCUGCAUGAGAUUGACGAGGCCAGCCCACUAUUUGGCAUCAGCCGGCAGGAUCUGGAGACAGAUGACUUCGAGAUUGUGGUCAUUCUAGAGGGGAUGGUAGAGGCCACGGCCAUGACCACACAAGCCCGAAGCUCCUACCUGGCCAAUGAGAUCUUGUGGGGUCACCGCUUUGAGCCUGUCCUCUUCGAGGAGAAGAACCAGUACAAGAUUGACUAUGCACAUUUCCACAAGACCUAUGAGGUACCCUCCACUCCCCGCUGCAGCGCCAAGGACCUGGUGGAGAACAAGUUCCUGCUGCCCAGCGUCAAUUCCUUUUGCUAUGAGAAUGAGCUGGCCUUCAUGAGCCGUGAUGAGGAUGAAGGUGAUGAAGAUCAAGACAGCAGCAGCAUCCCCCAAGCUAGGCACGACUUUAACAGACCCCAAAUUGGUGGCAAUGCCCUUGAGCAGCGGCCCUACAGGAGGGAGUCAGAAAUCUGAACUGCUGUUGGCCAAGGUGCAGCAUCUGCCCAGCCAGGGAGAGGCCUGCAUCCCCUGAGGGCCCAGGGUUUGGGCAGAAUGGGCCAGACACACUGGUUGCAGACUCAGUAGUGUUUUAGAUGUUUUAUGUUUCUCCACAAUGGCCUUGGAAGGUUGGCGGGAGAGUGGGUGGCUAGAGCAGGUAGUCCCCAGCCUCAGAUGCCCAAGCAGGUUCAGGGGCAAGGAGGUGACCUCCUGGGGGCUUGACCUUCUGCCUGAGGAAGGGGCUGCAGUCUGCCCAGAAAUGGCUCUACAGCUUGCCACCCAGCCUCUGCGUGAGGCUGGAAGGCUGGAGGGUAACCUGCUGGUUUUUAA
Artibeus jamaicensis (Jamaican fruit-eating bat) is the source of this 1801-nucleotide messenger RNA. RefSeq names its product ATP-sensitive inward rectifier potassium channel 12. Lineage: Eukaryota; Metazoa; Chordata; Mammalia; Chiroptera; Phyllostomidae. Gene Ontology annotation, molecular function: inward rectifier potassium channel activity. The transcript has 2 exons. The record is from RefSeq and is a predicted model, not a curated record. Gene Ontology annotation, cellular component: plasma membrane. Bases 161 to 1447 code for a protein of 428 amino acids. Gene Ontology annotation, biological process: regulation of monoatomic ion transmembrane transport; potassium ion import across plasma membrane.